AAGGUAAUCAUGGGCAAAGUACUGUUUGUGACGGCUCUGACCCUGCUGCUGCACGCGCAGCUCGGCUCAUCCUACAUACUGUCAUGCUACUUCACAAACUGGGCACAGUACCGACCACCUCCAACCAUCUUUAUGCCCACUGACAUCGACCCAUGCCUGUGUACCCAUCUGAUCUACGCCUUUGCCACCAUCAAGAACAACAAACUGGCCACGUAUGAGUGGAAUGAUGUGGAGCUUUACAGUCAGUUCAAUGGCCUGAAGAACCAGAACGGCAACCUGAAGACUCUUCUGUCAGUCGGAGGCUGGAACUAUGGCUCCACAGGAUUCUCCCAAAUGGUGUCGAGCCCUGCCAACCGUCAGACCUUCAUCAGCUCCGUCAUUUCAUUCCUGAGGCAGUAUGAGUUCGACGGGCUGGACAUCGACUGGGAGUAUCCAGCCAACAGGGGCGGCUCCUACAGCGAUAAAGAGAACUACUCAGUUUUCCUGCAGGAGAUGAGAGCCGCCUUUGAGACGGAGGCCAAGCAGAGCAACCGGGCUCGUCUCCUGAUGUCCGCUGCUGUAGCGGCCGGAAAGGACAACAUCGAUUCUGCUUAUCAGAUUCCCAAACUUGGCCAGUCCCUGGAUAUGAUCAAUGUUAUGACCUAUGAUUUCCACGGCUCUUGGGACCCCAUGACUGGUGACUGCAGCCCCUUGUUCCAAAGUCCUGAGGACCAGGGUGACUUCAUAUAUUUCAACGUGGAUUAUGCCAUGAACUACUGGAAGAGUCAGGGAGCCCCUGCUGAGAAGCUGAUUGUCGGUUUCCCCACAUACGGCAACACCUUCACUCUUAAGAACCCCGCUGACCACGGGGUUGGAGCACCUAUUGCCGGGGCUGGAACUCCAGGAAAGUACACGCAGGAGGCUGGAGAGCUGGCUUACUUUGAGAUCUGCGGAUUCUUGUCAGGUGCGACUGAGGUAUGGAACCAGGCCCAGGAUGUGCCAUAUGCCUACAAGGGAAACCAGUGGGUGGGCUAUGACAACAUGAAGAGCUUCCAGAUCAAGGUUGACUGGCUGAAGAAGAGUAACUUUGGUGGUGCCAUGGUGUGGACCCUUGAUAUGGACGACUACUUGGGCACUUUCUGCAACCAGGGAAAAUACCCAAUGAUUAAUGUUCUCAAAAAGGGUCUGAAUCUGGAACAAGCAUCCUGUGCCCCUCCUGCCACUCGCCUUCCUCCGAUUGCCGGAGUGAGCACAAGCUCUGGAGGCAGCUCUGGAGAAAGCUCUGGAGGCAGCUCCAGUGGCGGCUCCAGCACCGGCAGCUCCUCUGGUCGGGACUCAGGCACCAGCGGCAUGAACAGCGGCUUCUGUGCCGGAAAGGCCAACGGCAUGUACCCCAACCCGACCAACAAGAACCAGUUCUACAACUGCAGCAGUGGGAAAACCUACUUCCAGAACUGUGCUGCCGGCCUGGUCUUCAGCAGCGCCUGCUCUUGCUGCAACUGGUCCUAAAGCUAUAAAUAAAGUUAUAGAUUGACUGGUUAACCAUUCAAAGGCUGCUGGGUCUGUUCUACAUUUGUUCUGAUAAGUUCUCAGAGGUUAAAUUCUCUCAGUGCAAAGUCUGUCCCUUCACACGCUGGAUGUUAAACAAUGUAAAACCCAAGGCUGAAUAGUUAAUUUUGAAA
This is a messenger RNA of Platichthys flesus (European flounder), 1661 nucleotides long. Its product is annotated as acidic mammalian chitinase-like. The record is from RefSeq and is a predicted model, not a curated record. Lineage: Eukaryota; Metazoa; Chordata; Actinopteri; Pleuronectiformes; Pleuronectidae. The transcript has 11 exons. Gene Ontology annotation, biological process: chitin catabolic process; carbohydrate metabolic process. The coding region runs from base 10 to 1488 and encodes 492 amino acids. Gene Ontology annotation, molecular function: chitin binding; chitinase activity. Gene Ontology annotation, cellular component: extracellular region.